AUGACAUCUUGGCCAGGAACUCGGGGGGCUCGUGUAUCGCCGGCUUCUUUGAAGGGAGCAAUUUGGUCGGAUACCAGGAGUGAAGGCUAUACACCCAGCAAUCUUUUAUCUGAGGAGAGGUCGCUCAUCCAAUGGGACUCGCUAUGGAUCAACGAUGAACAGGCCCCGAGCUCCCCUUCCUCGGGCACACUGCAGCCGCCGUAUCCGCGUUAUCCAGGAGCUUCGCCACCUACCACGAUACCCACGGUCCCUCUUGAUGCGGCUCAUGGGUUAGAAGAUGCUGGUGCCAGCGGAGAAGCAGGAGAUGAGCCCAAGACAUCGAAUACCGUGCGACAAGGAGAUCACUCUCCACCAUUAUCGCCGCAUUCUCAAACUUUUGAUCAUGCGCCUGUAAAUGCAGGCAACAGCAUCACUCGACUUGAAAAAAUCUUCGAAGAAAUUCAUCUCUUGCAGCAACAAGUCCGUACCAAACGCUUGCGGGUCCGAGACCUUCGCCGUGCGCUACGGCGCAAACGGGAGGAGGAGGAUUACCUCCGACUCGUACUACGCGAGAAACUGAGUUGGCUAUCUCCAGAGGCUAUCCACCAGCAAGCUUCAACAAUAAACAAAGCCAUCGACGACCUAAAAGCCGCCACGGAACUUUACCGUAUUCUCGAAAAUGACUACCACAGGAUCGAAGAUGAGCUUGAUAAAGAAGAGAAUGUCCUAGACAAGCGCAUGACAAAACUAAACAAGAUUCUGCGUAAACAAGCUACAUCAAGAAAAGAUCAGAAUCAAGUUGUUGAUUUAGACUCGAACCUCUCUUCAGACUCUUCUUCCACCGAUGCCGACGCCGAUCCCAACCAGCUUUCAUCCAAGGCUGCAGAAUACCUCACCCUAGUUGGGGAGAUUCACCUUCUCCGCGAACAGCUCCGAGAUCUAGAAUCGGAAUAUAUGAAUAUAUUAAACCAAGCACAUCUUCGCGAGCGCAUCGGCAUCUCCCUUGAUCAGGGAGCACUCUCCUUCCUUGCAAACUACGAAGACGCAAAGGCGAAAACCCAAGCCGGGAUACACUUUGCAAUCCGCCGACUAAUAGCGCACCCCGAACACGAGAAUCAUCCCGAAGCAGUUGUGCUCGAUGAACAAUGGGAUCAAGUUAUAGCAGACUUUCAACCCCAGUCUCCAGACAACCAACCACCACGAGAUCCAUUGCGACUGACCGAGUUCGAGGACCGGUCGCCGUUCUUUGAAGAGGGACGUCCUGUGCCCUUGAACAAGUUUACGUUUGUGAAUCGAUGGCUGCUGCAUCAGCUACGUCAUUCCAGGUUUGAGGUUUUGCAAUUUAAGACGGAUCCCGGGUUGAUGGGUCUCGUGGAUGAGGGCUGGGAUGGUGAUAGUAUUAGCCAGAUGGCUUUGAUGCUGUGGUUUCGUGAUGAGACGAAUGGAAUGGUACCGGUGAGACAUGAACCUGUUCAAUAA
Molecule: messenger RNA, 1458 nt
Organism: Penicillium cataractarum
Lineage: Eukaryota; Fungi; Ascomycota; Eurotiomycetes; Eurotiales; Aspergillaceae
Exons: 2
Coding region: 1-1458 (485 amino acids)
Source: RefSeq, a predicted model, not a curated record